CAACAAUGUACGGAACGGUAAACCGAUAGGAGGACUCGACCCGCAGUUAAUUGUACUUAAGCCGGAAAAGUGUCCUAUGCUAGGAAUAUCAACAUUUAGGGAAAACGAUAUCAUCACAUUCACAUGGUCUGUCAAAUAUGCUGGAAACAAAAAUGAUUCCCAGAAACCGGCUAUUACAUGGUCAUUAAGUAGAAUCCAACAGCAUGUAACAGAAGACGAGACAGCAGAAGGAGUCUUCAAAUCUACAAUUAAUAUGGCGGCAGAUAGUCAUGAUGACCAGAAGGAACUCAGCUGUUAUUUUAGUGUACUGAAUAUCCAAGAGUUUUGUUCCACUCGGCUCGAUAUACAAUAUCAGGCUCAGAAGCCUACACUCUUCAUAAACGGAGACAAAAUCAUUAAAAAUCAUGAAAUUCUACAAGAAGGGAUGGCUGCCAGUUUUACAGCGGUAUCACGAGGUAACCCCCAACCAUCGUACACAUGGCAAUUUAAAGCAACGAGUGAUGUAAACUUCAGUUAUGGUGAAACGGGCCACACAAAACAAAUCAAAUGGAUAGGAAUUGGCGAUGCUGGAGUGUACAGAUGCUGCGCAAAGAAUAGCUUCAACAGCCAUAGAAAAUGCAGUGAAAUAACAAUUAGUGUUAGAGGUAUUGAUCAAGUGGCACAACGGUACGA
Messenger RNA from Owenia fusiformis, 672 nucleotides. Lineage: Eukaryota; Metazoa; Annelida; Polychaeta; Sabellida; Oweniidae. The record is from the annotation of a GenBank genome assembly.